Solanum pennellii is the source of this 1318-nucleotide messenger RNA. RefSeq names its product alpha N-terminal protein methyltransferase 1. Bases 24 to 1088 code for a protein of 354 amino acids. NCBI's taxonomy places the organism in Eukaryota, Viridiplantae, Streptophyta, Magnoliopsida, Solanales, Solanaceae. The transcript is spliced from 10 exons. Gene Ontology annotation, molecular function: methyltransferase activity. Gene Ontology annotation, cellular component: cytoplasm. The record is from RefSeq and is a predicted model, not a curated record. Gene Ontology annotation, biological process: N-terminal protein amino acid methylation.
AUGUUAAAAGAGUAGAUUUGAAUAUGGGCACAGCGAAAGCCCCUAUUCUUCUUAGUAGCCGACCAAGCUUUUGUAAUAUUGGGCCUCAGUUUAUAGCGCCGAAAUCAGGAGCAAGGAGAGCGUUUCCUUCUCGGCCACUGACCCAAAUGGAAACCGGCGGAUUAGACUCCGAUGGCCGUACCUUUAAAAACGCGGAGGAGAUGUGGAGAGAAGAAGUAGGGGAUGGUGAUCCCCAGAAGAAGUUCCAGUGGUACAACAAAGGCAUCAAUUACUGGCAAGGCGUGGAAGCUACAGUGGAUGGAGUGCUGGGUGGAUAUGGGCAUGUGAAUACGCCUGAUAUAAAGGCAAGUGAGGAUUUUCUCAACACCAUUUUGGCUGAAAGGUUCCCUGAUGCUGGAAGAGGCCGCCAUCUCGUAACUCUCGAUUGUGGAUCUGGCAUUGGAAGGAUUACUAAAAAUCUUCUUAUACGAUAUUUCAAUGAGGUCGACCUCCUAGAGCCUGUAUCACAUUUUUUGGAAUCUGCUCGGGUAAAUUUAGCUCCUGAAAAUUUAAUGGUGUCAGAGUUGCACAAAGCUGCCAACUUUUAUUGUGUCCCACUUCAGUGCCAAAAUACAGGAGUACAACAACAUACCCAGUGUGAUCGCACAAGUGGGAUUUGGGAGGGUGUUCAUAGUUCGGUCACCUGCUUAACUUUGGGUGUUUUAAAGGAAUUUACUCCUGAUGCUGAAAGAUAUGACGUUAUUUGGGUUCAGUGGUGCAUUGGGCAUCUUGCAGAUGAUGACUUCAUUGCAUUCUUCAAAAGAGCAAAGGUUGGCUUGAAACCUGGUGGACUUUUUGUUCUAAAAGAGAACAUUGCAAGAACAGGAUUUGUGCUGGACAAAGAAGAUAAGAGCAUAACAAGAUCAGAUUCAUAUUUUAAGGAGCUGUUCAAGCAAUGUGGACUACACAUCUACAAGAUGAAGGAUCAAAAGGAAUUUCCUGAUGAAUUAUUUGCUGUGAAGAUGUAUGCAUUGACGACUGAGAUGCCAUGGCAAGGUAAUAGAUCUAGACCUAAACGGGCAACUAAUAGACCCGCUAUCAUCAGAUAAUGAAUCACAUUGGUCUGUAAAUCAUUGUGUGGUAACUUUGGAGAAAGUCAUUCAUAGGUUGUUGUUUUUAUGCCACAUGUAUUCAAGUUGGUCAAUGUAUGCCUCGUUUAGGUUAUUGCUUUUGACUUUCAGCACUAUACACUAAUAGUGUAAGGGUGAUAAGUGUACUUUUAACUUAUUAUAGAUUAUUGUUUAUGGUGAAGUACUUGUGCAACUGAUUUUAGUUUGAA